UGUCUCGCAGCAACAUGGUGCAACAAUGGUCUCUCUACCUAGGCCUCCUCUCCGUCAUCACACUCUCGAACCCGUGCACGUCGUGUCUUCAUACGACCAUCGAUGCCGCCGCAACGAGGCACGUGGAGGGCAGAAAUCUCUUUCUUUCGUGUCACUGUCCCGACGUGCCGGUUGGGGUACCGACGCGGUGGCACCGAGACGGGCACCUGAUCGAGCGAGGCGAGGCGACGAGGUUUCUCGACCGUCUGCCCGACGUCAGAAAACUCAUACUCGUUCCAGCUCAAAUCAACGACACGGGCAACUACAGUUGUAGCGUCGGGAACGCGACCGGAAACUCCGUCGGUAUCAUCGUUAUGAAAUUUCUUCCUCCCGAGGUUACCUUGAAUGAGACUUAUUACCGUGGAUGCGAGGGGAAGGAUCUGUGUGUUGGUGUCCGUGUGAGACACGUCACUCGUUUGCUUUUGUUUCUGAUGUUUGAGAGCGCGUACGUCGAGCAUGCAAUGUACGCGUACAACGCAACGCGACAGUCUCUAGUGAUUAGAUCUCUGAAUGCGUCGUAUUCUGGGGAGUGGAGUGUUCACGUGAGCAACGGUCAUGGCAUUGCAUCUGCAAACUUCACAGUGAAUGUCACAGAAUGCAAUGCAGUGACUGCAAUGAGUGUUGAUGUGUCUAUGUAUCUGUUGCUACUUCUCUGCUACUUGAUGAAUGAGGCAGACAGUCUGGUAUCUAUAUGUUAGACUAGAGAGUUACUAUAGAGUAGACUAUUGUAUUAAUGAUAUUACAGUUAGCUUGUAUAAUUUUGUGUUAGCAGAUCUCCAGUAUCACUUGA
Corticium candelabrum is the source of this 829-nucleotide messenger RNA. RefSeq lists its product as uncharacterized. Bases 15 to 737 code for a protein of 240 amino acids. Lineage: Eukaryota; Metazoa; Porifera; Homoscleromorpha; Homosclerophorida; Plakinidae. The transcript is spliced from 4 exons. The record is from RefSeq and is a predicted model, not a curated record.